Serpula lacrymans var. lacrymans S7.9 is the source of this 1170-nucleotide messenger RNA. RefSeq lists its product as uncharacterized. Lineage: Eukaryota; Fungi; Basidiomycota; Agaricomycetes; Boletales; Serpulaceae. Gene Ontology annotation, molecular function: peroxidase activity. The coding region runs from base 174 to 1010 and encodes 278 amino acids. The record is from RefSeq and is a predicted model, not a curated record. The transcript is spliced from 2 exons.
GAUUCUGUCAACCCUAUAUAACCACAAAUGCAAAGGGCAGCAAUCGCCAUCUACUACCCUCCGACCUAGGAACAUAUUACUUCUCAUACUUCCACUUCCAGCUCCUCUAAUUUAUUACUCUGGAGUAUAAAGACACGGCCUUAUCUUCUAAUCAGUUAUCCUCAUCUACCACAAUGUCUUCACCAUCAUCCUCAUCUUCCACGAUCCCACACGAACAUUCUCAUCAUGCCGGUGUCUGUCCCGUUGCUGGGAAGACCCAUGCUUAUUGUCCCAGACAACCUGGAGACAGUCGUUCUCCAUGUCCCGCUUUGAACACCCUCGCCAACCAUGGGUACCUCCCUCGUAAUGGUCGAGACAUAGGUUUCUUCGACCUUGUCCGCUCUCUCAAAGAAGGCUACCACCUAUCCACUUUUCUCGCAUGCUUCCUGUCUAUUGGAGGUAUCGGUUUCCUACUACAAUUCCGUCGCCUUUCUCUCAGCGAUCUUGCCCGUCAUAACUGUAUCGAGCAUGACGCUUCUAUUGUGCACCCGGAUGUCAAGAAUGCUGAUGACGAAUAUGCGUCGACUAGAGUAUGUGAACCAUUGCUGGAUGCUCUUGUCGCCGAGGGUCGUGCUAUGGGAGGCAGGAUCACUAUGGAAGGGGUGGCCAGCAUCCGAUUCAGGAGGGAAAAGAUAUGUAGACCGCUAGACGGUGUCCACUCGGAAAUUGCGAGGGGAGAGAUGGCUAUCGCGAUCGGCGUGCUUGGAGGCAAAAAUGCUGAUAAGGAGGGAUUGAGUGUCAACGUUCUUCACGAUUGGCUGCAAGACGAACGACUUCCGGAGGGAUGGAAACCAGAUCAUACGCAGGGAAUGAUGAAGACAAUUCACAUGACUACACAGGUCCGCAAGCGCAUGGCUGAAUUGAAGGCACAGAAAGACCAGCCAUCGCUUUUGCAGUCAGAACAGACUUCAACCACCCUGUCAUUGCAAUCAGCAGACGAGCCUAGUGCAAAAAAAGAUAUACCCCAAUGAUUGAAAUGUAUAAUUGUAUGUCUUUUGUUAUGAUUAUUUACGUACGGUAUUGCAUAGUGUCGCGAUAGUUUACAUUAUUUUAACUUAUUCCUUUCGUAUCACUCUGUCGAUGUUUCUCUAGUAUUUGAGAUUCGUCAAUAUAUCUUCUUGAUGAAUUACA